AUGUCUGGCAAUGGUUAUUCCGGAGAUGUUUUCGAGCUACCUGGUGAGCCUAUCAUGGAGGCACCUGCCCAUCCCCCGACAGCGGGUAAGAGUGGCAUCAAUCUGAAUGGUAUGUUGAUGCAGGUUUUGUCGUUCGAUUUAUUGAUUUAUGACCUGCGGCAACUAGAUACUGGCCGCGUUGAUAUCGACUGGGACUCAAAGUUCGUACGAGGGCUCUUGAAGCUCUAUACUGGUCCUUUCCUAAGAGUUCCUACUACACCACCGCCUGAAUAUUCUGAGCAGGAUGCCGAUGCUACCACCGUUAGGCUCGAUCACAUGUCGGAAUAUCUAGAACCAAGUAGGGAAAAUGCAAAAGGUUGGGUCGUCAAGUUGAACAUUGUAAUCCAAGUUGUGGGAAGUCGGGGUGACGUUCAACCUUUCAUUGCCCUCGGAAAUGAACUUAUGCGAUACGGACAUCGCGUGCGUCUGGCUACACACAACAUGUUCGAAGAUUUCGUCAGGGAACCGGGAUUGGAGUUCUACCCAAUUGGAGGCGACCCAAGAGAGCUGAUGGCAUACAUGGUCAAGACUCCGGGGCUCAUCCCUAACAUGGAGAGUUUUCGAGCUGGCGAGAUCCGUCGCAAGCGCGUCAUGAUUCGAGAGAUGCCCGAUGGUUGCUGGAGCUCAUGUAUAGAGCCGGAUAUGGUAACAGGUCAUCCAUUCGUGGCCGAUGCUAUCAUCGCUAACCCACCGAGCUUUGCACACGUUCACUGUGCUCAAGCGCUCAGCGUUCCGGUACAUUUGAUGUUUACUAUACCUUGGAGCAAUACAAAGUCUUUUCCACAUCCCCUGGCGAACUUCGACGCCGUCGAUCCAGAUCAGGGUUUCAAGAACUACGCCUCGUACGAUCUUGUCAACUGGCUUACAUGGCAAGGGUGA
This is a messenger RNA of Aspergillus affinis, 918 nucleotides long. Its product is annotated as glycosyltransferase. The transcript has 2 exons. Lineage: Eukaryota; Fungi; Ascomycota; Eurotiomycetes; Eurotiales; Aspergillaceae. Gene Ontology annotation, biological process: carbohydrate metabolic process. Bases 1 to 918 code for a protein of 305 amino acids. The record is from RefSeq and is a predicted model, not a curated record. Gene Ontology annotation, molecular function: hexosyltransferase activity.